This is a messenger RNA of Fundulus heteroclitus (mummichog), 3517 nucleotides long. Its product is annotated as aminopeptidase N. The transcript has 21 exons. NCBI's taxonomy places the organism in Eukaryota, Metazoa, Chordata, Actinopteri, Cyprinodontiformes, Fundulidae. The record is from RefSeq and is a predicted model, not a curated record. Gene Ontology annotation, molecular function: metalloaminopeptidase activity; zinc ion binding; peptide binding. The coding region runs from base 25 to 2919 and encodes 964 amino acids. Gene Ontology annotation, cellular component: cytoplasm. Gene Ontology annotation, biological process: peptide catabolic process; proteolysis.
UCUCGGUGCAGGCAGGUUGGCAGCAUGGCGAAAGGUUUCUUCAUCAGUAAAGCUGUUGGAAUAGCAGGGAUCUUCGUAGGAAUAGCUGCUCUCUCCACCAUCAUUGCUCUGUCUGUCGUUUACUCUCAGGAGAGAUCCAAAAACAACCAGGUAUCACCAACUGAUGGAGGAGGAGGAACCACCACUAAACCCACACCUACCCCUUCCAACGAGCCGUGGGACCAAUACCGGUUGCCAAAAACCCUGGUGCCGGACCACUACAAUGUGACUCUGUGGCCUCGACUGAAACCAGAUCCGACCACUCAGCUUUACAUCUUUACAGGGGUUUCAUCUGUGGAGUUUGAGUGCGUGGAAGACACAGACCUCAUUCUCAUCCACUCUAAUAAGCUGAACUACACCACCCUGGAAAAUGGGAAGUUCGCGAAACUCUCGGCCGUCAACAGUGCCAGCGUGCCGUCCAUCAGUUCCUCCUGGCUGCAGACGGAGACCCAGUACCUGGUGCUGCAGCUGGACGGUAAACUGGUGAAGGGCCAAAGGUACCAACUCUACACGGAGUUCACCGGAGAGCUGGCCGAUGAUCUGGGAGGUUUCUACAGGAGUGUGUACACGGAGAACGGAGUGCAGAAGGUUCUGGCGACCACCCAGAUGCAGCCCACAGACGCCAGGAAGGCUUUCCCCUGCUUCGACGAGCCGGCGCUGAAAGCUUAUUUCUUCAUCACUCUGAUCCACGAGCUGGAAACUGUGGCUCUGUCCAACGGCAGAGAAACGGGAACCACAACUGUCACUUUGGAUGGUCAAACGGUGCUAAAGACGGAAUUUGAACGCACAGAGAAGAUGUCCACCUACCUGCUGGCCUUCAUCGUCAGCGACUACGGCCACAUCAGCAGCACCAUCGACAAAGUCAACAUCCGGAUCUUUGCCCGGAAGCCCGCCAUCGCUGCCGGCCAAGGGGACUACGCUCUCAACAUAACCGGACCCAUUCUUAAAUUUUUUGAGAACUACUACAACUCCACGUACCCGCUGCCCAAAUCUGACCAGAUAGCCAUCCCUGAUUUUAACGCGGGAGCCAUGGAGAACUGGGGUCUGAUCACCUACAGAGAGACGGCGCUGCUGUACGACGAGGAGUUCUCCUCCAACUCCAACAAGGAGAGGAUCGCCACCAUCAUAGCUCACGAACUGGCCCACAUGUGGUUCGGUAACCUGGUCACUCUGCGCUGGUGGAACGACUUGUGGCUGAACGAAGGCUUUGCGUCGUACGUGGAGUACCUGGGAGCAGACAAGGCUGAACCCUCUUGGAACGUGAAAGACCUCAUCGUCCUUGGUGACGUCCACAGAGUUUUUGCUGUGGACGCUCUGACGUCGUCUCAUCCGCUGUCCUCCAAAGAAGAAGACAUCCAGAAACCAGCUCAGAUCAGCGAGCUUUUUGAUGCGAUCUCAUACAGCAAGGGAGCGUCUGUCCUCAGGAUGCUGUCAGACUUCCUGACUGAGGACGUCUUCACCAAAGGACUCCAGAGCUACCUGCAGCAGUUUGCUUUUGGGAACACCGUCUACACAGACCUGUGGAAGCACCUGCAGAUGGCCGUGGACACGAGUGCGGUCGACCUUCCCUCCAGUGUCAACGACAUCAUGAACACUUGGGUGCUGCAGAUGGGCUUCCCUGUGGUCACCAUUGAUACCUCCACCGGCCUCGUUUCCCAGAAGCACUUCCUGCUGGAUCCAGACGCUGAAGUUACCACUCCGUCUGAAUUCAACUAUGAGUGGAUCGUUCCAAUCAAAUGGAUGAAGACUGGAGCCGUCCAGAACCCCAAGUGGCUGUCGGCGAAAUCAGCUACCAUUAGCGAGAUGGUGACCGGUGGUUCUGACUGGUUGCUGGCCAACCUUGACGUGGUUGGUUACUACAGAGUCAACUACGACGACAGCAACUGGAGCAAACUGCUAAACGCUCUGAACACCAACCACAGCGUCAUCCCAGUGAUCAACAGAGCUCAGCUGGUGGACGAUGCCUUCAACCUGGCCAGAGCCAAGAUCAUCCCUACAGUGCAAGCGCUCGAAACCACCAUGUACCUGAAGAACGAGAGGGAUUACAUGCCGUGGGAGUCUGCUCUGAACAACCUGGACUUCUUCUUCCUGAUGUUCGAUCGCAGCGAAGUCUACGGACCCAUGCAGGAUUACCUGAGGAGUCAGGUCACCCCUCUGUUCCAGCAUUACAAAACCAUAACGUCGAACUGGUCCGAGGUACCAAAGGGACACAUGGACCAAUACAAUCAGGUGAAUGCCAUCAGCCUGGCCUGUAACACCGGUCUGAAGGAAUGUCAAGAUCUGGUCCAAGGGUGGUUCAAACAGUGGAUGGACACGGACAUCAACCCGAUCCACGCCAACCUGCGCUCCACUGUGUACUGUAACGCCAUCGCAGCGGGCGGCGCCACAGAGUGGAACUUUGCCUGGGAGAAGUUCAAGAACGCCACCAUCGCCAUCGAAGCCGAUAAACUGCGCGCCGCGUUGGCCUGCACCAAACAGCCGUGGCUGCUGAACAGGUAUCUGGAGUACACUGUGGAUCCGGACCAGAUCCGGAAGCAGGACGGUACCUCGACCAUCAUCUACAUCGCCCAGAACGUGGUCGGUCAGUCUCUGGCGUGGGACUUCGUCAGGGCUCGGUGGAAUUACAUCUUCACUCAGUACGGCGGUGGAUCCUUCUCCUUCUCCAACCUCAUCAACGGAGUCACAAAGCGCUUCUCCACAGAGUUUGAGCUCCAGCAGCUGAGGCAGUUCAAGGAGGACAACGCCGAGGUGGGCUUCGGGUCCGGGACUCUGGCGGUGGAUCAGUCCAUCGAGAGAACCCAAGCCAACAUGAAAUGGAUUGAGGAGAACAAAGCCAACGUUCUGAAAUGGUUCACUGAUGCAACAAAAGUCACGGCAUAAGCGUGAAAGCUUUUUAGUCCUAUUUAUUUCAUACGUAUGUGUCUUCUUCGUGAAAAAAAACCUUCUUUGGAGCAGAGCUUUAUACUUUUCGUGGUCCGAUGAAUUACCAAUGAAAUAUAAAGAAAACGUGACGUCUAAAGUUUCACAUGGGAUGAGAAAACAGUUGAUUUUGCUCCUUCUAACAUUUUCCUAAUUUGGUUUAAGAAAAGGAGGUUGUGCACAUUUCUUCAAGCACUAAUGAGUUUUCUCAUGUAUUUUCAGAGGAAUAACUGCUGUACAGUGGAUAAACUCAUAAUCAGCAUAAACUCAGAAGCUUCAUUGUCUCAGAAAUAAAUGUUUAAGCCAAUUUAUGGUUAGACUGGAAUAAUAUGCUGUAGCUUUUGUAUUAUUCAGUUAGUUUUGGUAAUGACAGCUGUCUUGAAACAUCGCAUCAGCCUGAACCAGCGGUGGUUUCUGUGCCGUACUGCCUGUAACUGGACAGAAAAUGAAUCUUAGUUUAAAACUGUUUUAACUGUGUAAAGCUUGACCUGAAGCCCUAGAUAUCUCAAGUUUAAGUUAAUAAAUGUAUGCAUUGAGUUUAUAAAUUGUGUUUACCGGC